UUCCCAUAACGUGAUGUUCAAAUGUCAACAUGUGUUCGAUUUUAAUUUGAAUAUUGGAACGUCGAAAAUUUAGUGCAAAACGUGAAUUUGAUAUUAGAAUUUCUUUCAAAUUAGUUAAACUAGUAAAAACUAAGUGCACAAAAUGCUACGAAGAGAAGCUCGUUUAAGACGUGAAUAUUUGUAUAAAAAACAAAAAGAAGUAUAUCGAAAUAAAACACGUCUAAAACAGGAUAAAAUAAACAAAAAUUUACAAAAUGAUACGUAUAUCCAUGGAAGUUUGCAGAGUACCGCGUUAAAGUUGCAAGAAAGAACCAAAUAUGAUACAGAUCAAAACGUGACUGAAACUAUUGAUGAUGAGUACCGAUAUGCAGGUAGUAAAAAUCCGAAAAUUAUGAUAACUACUUCCCACAAUCCAUCAGCAAGAUUAAAAGUAUUUGCAAAAGAACUACGGCUAAUAUUUCCUAAUGCACAAAGAUUAAAUCGCGGAAAGUACGAAUUAAGACAGCUUGUACAUGCAUGCCAAGCAAAUGACGUUACAGAUUUUAUUGUUAUUCACGAGCAUCGAGGUGUCCCUGAUAAUUUAGUGGUGUGUCAUCUACCAUUUGGACCAACAGCUUUUUUCAAUAUAUCUUCUGUUGUGAUGCGUCAUGAUAUUCCUAAUAUUGGUAAAAUGAGUGAACAAUACCCUCAUUUGGUAUUUCAUAACUUCAAAACCACACUUGGAGAGCGCGCAGCCCAAAUUUUAAAACAUCUCUUUCCUGUUGCAAAAAGUAAUUCACAAAGAGUUGUGACGUUUGCUAAUCAUGAUGAUUAUAUAUCAUUUCGGCAUCAUACUUUUCAGUACAUAAACAAAGAACUGGAGUUAAAAGAAGUGGGUCCUCGUUUUCAACUCAAACUGUAUCAAAUUAAAUUGGGAACAUUAGAUAAGCUUAAUGGUGCAAAUACUGAAUGGAUUCUCCGCCCAUAUAUGAAUACUGCUUCUAAACAGCGUUUCUUGUCUAAUGAUGAUGGUUGGGAUCAAAAUGAAGAGGAAUAAAUUAAUGUAUUUAAUAAAAAAUUUAUUUUAAUAAAGUGCAAAUAAAUAUA
Molecule: messenger RNA, 1086 nt
Organism: Teleopsis dalmanni
Lineage: Eukaryota; Metazoa; Arthropoda; Insecta; Diptera; Diopsidae
Product: U3 small nucleolar ribonucleoprotein protein IMP4
Exons: 2
Coding region: 143-1036 (297 amino acids)
Biological process (GO): rRNA processing
Cellular component (GO): small-subunit processome; nucleolus; Mpp10 complex
Molecular function (GO): rRNA primary transcript binding; snoRNA binding
Source: RefSeq, a predicted model, not a curated record